GAAUUUUUAAAAUAAAUGUAAUAAAUGACAAAAUAAGGCGUUAAAACCAUUGUAUAAGACAGAAUGGCAUUCCUUCAGUGGAGAAGGUUUAACUUUUUUGAAAAAGAAGUUGUAAAAAACCCAGAAACUGAUAAAGUAUUUGAUGAACUAAAGGAUGUCAACAUAUCUGUUUGUACGAGUGGACGAGGCCAGUUGGUGAUAGGAGAUUAUGAAGGAAAUCUAUAUUUUAUCAAUAGACAGUUACAUCUUACACAGUUUAAAGCUUAUGAAAUCAGAGUUUCACAUUUAUAUCAGUUGAAACAAAACAACAUUCUAGUAUCUGUAGGGGAAGAUGAGCAAGGUGUUAAUCCAUUGAUUAAAGUUUGGAAUCUUGAUAAAACUGAGAGGGGUAGUCCAUUAUGUACUAGAAUUUCGCGAGCUAUUCCAGGAAAUAAACCUACACAGGUGUCAUGUUUAACAGUACAUGAUAAUCUAAACUAUAUGGCUGUAGGUUUUGAUAAUGGAAGUGUUGUUUUAUUUAAAGGUGAUGUUACUAGAGAAAGGAACAGUAAAUCAAGAGUUGUUUAUGAGAACCCUAGUAAAAUUACUGGUUUGAUAUUUCGAUCUGUUGGCAAAGAUAUAUUUCUAUUUAUAGUAACAGAGAAUGAGACAGUGUCUGUAAAUUUAAAUCUUAAGGAUCAAAAGUCUGUAUUAGAGAAAAUGGGAGCGAAAGUCGCUUGUACUGUGCUGAGUGAUACCAAUCAAGAUAACCAGGUUGUUAUUGGUAGAAGUGAUGCUGUUUAUUUUUAUCAACCAGAUGGCCGUGGACCAUGUUUAGCGUUUGAAGGAGAGAAACUACAGUUACAUUGGUUCCGAGGAUAUUUAGUUAUUGUUGGUAAAGAAACUAAAUUACAGUCUAGAGCUCCUAUCUUAGGAAAUAAUAAAGUCAUGAAUCUGCUAACAGUAUAUGAUAUACAGAAUAAGUUUAUUGCCUACUCAGCCCCCUAUCAGGAAGUUAUAGAUGUUAUGUGUGAAUGGGGUUCUUUGUAUAUACUAGCUGGUGAUAGAAAGUUAUAUCAGCUACAAGAGAAAGAUACACAAACUAAACUAGAUAUGUUAUUUAAAAAGAACAAUUAUACUCUAGCUAUCAGUCUAGCUAAAAGUCAGCAAUAUGAUCAUGAUGGUUUAAUUGAUAUAUUUACCCAAUAUGGAGAUCAUCUAUAUAGUAAGGGUGAUCAUGAUGGUGCUAUAGAUCAAUAUAUUAGAACUAUUGGAAAAUUAGAGGCAUCCUAUGUUAUCAGAAAAUUUUUGGAUGCCCAAAGAAUCCACAAUUUAACAAAGUAUCUACAAGCUUUACAUAAAGCUCAGUUAGCUACAGAAGAACAUACAACAUUAUUGUUAAACUGUUAUACUAAACUUAAAGAUGUUUCUAAAUUGGAUGAAUUUAUUAUGACAAAAGAUAGAGAGAUAGAUUUUGAUGUAGAAACAGCUAUUAAAGUUUGUAGACAAGCUGGAUACCAUAAGCAUGCUCUAUCUCUAGCAGAGAAACAUCGUAAACAUGAAUGGUAUUUGAAAAUACAGCUAGAAGAUAUCAAGGAAUAUCAGAAAGGCUUGGAAUAUAUUGGGAAAUUAGAAUUUGAGGAGUGUGAAGAUAAUUUAAGGAAGUACGGUAAAAUACUGAUGACAGAGGUACCAGAACAAACUACUAGUUUAUUGAAGAUUCUCUGUACCGAUUAUAAACCAACUAAUAAGCCUUUAGUUGAUUCAUACAGUAUGGAAGGUGGCCAUUCAUUAAUAUUGAAGGCUAAAGCUGAAGAUUUUAUCCAUAUUUUUGUUAAUAAUUCAAUCAAAUUAACAGAAUUUUUGGAACAUAUGAUAGCGGUUCAACCAAACUCAUCAGAAUUAGUUUACAAUACACUGUUAGAGUUAUAUUUACAUGAUAUGGUUCAUAAAACAGAAAAAACUAGUCGUCUUGCUAGAGAGAAGAAAACAUUAGAACUGUUGAAAAAUCCAGAGGCUAGAUACAAUAUAGAUCAAGCCCUAAUUUUAUGUCAAAUGAAUAAUUUUAAAGCUGGUAUCUUGUAUCUGUAUGAAAAGGCUCAUUUAUAUCAACAGAUUAUAAGAUAUCAUAUGGAACAGUGUGAAUAUGGUUUAGUUAUAAAAGGCUGUGAAAAGUUUGGUGCUCAGGAUCCAAAUCUAUGGAUACAAGCAUUAUCAUAUUUUGCUAGAAAAGAAGACUGCUGUAAACCUCAACUGAUGGAGGUUCUGUCUCAAAUUGACAGAAGAAAUCUACUGCCACCAUUGUUAGUAAUUCAAACAUUGGCCCAUAAUUCAACAGCAACACUUUCUGUGGUCAAGGAUUAUAUUAUUCGUCGUCUGCAACUAGAGAAUGACCAGAUAGCAGAAGAUGAGAGAUUAAUUAAACAAUAUCGUGAAGAUUCAGAAAAUAAAAAAGUACAAAUAGAAGACUUAAAAACUUCGGCCAAGAUAUUCCAAGCAUCUAAAUGUAAUAUUUGUAAUCAUCCAUUAGAACUUCCUUCAGUUCAUUUUCUUUGUGAACCACACUCCUAUCAUCAACAUUGUUUUGAAAGCUACUCUGAGAAUGAUAAUGAAUGCCCUGUCUGUGCAGCAGAAAACAGGAAAAUCAUGGACAUUAUCCGAGCACAAGAACAAACAAAAGACAUUCAUGAAACUUUUCAUAACCAGUUGGAAAGAGCUCCAGAUGGUUUUUCAGUUGUUGCAGAUUAUUUUGGUCGUGGUGUCUUUAAUAAAGUAACUUUGAUAACAGAUUCUCCUUCAAAACAACCUUACAGCAGAAUGGCUUGAGCGAUGGUAGAUGGUAUCGUGCAUUACUAAGAUAUUUCACAUAUAGUGUUGUUUCAAAACAUACACAAGGAUCAGUCGCUAUAAUUUAAAAUAAGUAGUAAAUAAACUCAUAGUUAUUUCAGAUUCACUCUGUAUCUUCACAAUGUACUCAAUAGAUAAAGAAAGACAUGUUUGUUUUCAGUAAUGUUUCAGACGCAUUAAUGACCUCUUGUUGACUUGGUGACAUUUAUCAGCACUCUGAAUGUAUCAAUAAUUACAAGUUCAAGAAAGUAUUAUAAUGAUAACAAAGAUGAUGUCCAAAUCAAAUGCUUUUAAAUAUCCAAACUUUAUAAAUAAAGAAUAUUUUGUUGUGUAAUCUGUUCAUACCAGGUUAAAGAUUUACUCAUGUUAAAUUGUAUAUAGAGAUAUUUAAAACUAUAGAGUAUUAUAAUACUUCAAAAUAAAUAUACCAGUCAUUAUCAUGUU
Lottia gigantea (owl limpet) is the source of this 3270-nucleotide messenger RNA. RefSeq lists its product as hypothetical. Gene Ontology annotation, molecular function: protein binding; protein-macromolecule adaptor activity. Gene Ontology annotation, biological process: organelle fusion; endosome organization; intracellular protein transport. The transcript is spliced from 27 exons. The record is from RefSeq and is a predicted model, not a curated record. Bases 64 to 2805 code for a protein of 913 amino acids. Gene Ontology annotation, cellular component: HOPS complex; endosome. NCBI's taxonomy places the organism in Eukaryota, Metazoa, Mollusca, Gastropoda, Lottiidae.